CUCAGUAAAAAGCAUUUAAUCGUAUACGAGUCGUCGAGGCAUAAGGUUUGUGUAAAAUCGCCAAUAAGAUUACAAGAAAAUAUAUUUUCGCAUUAGUACGAGUAUAUGAAAUAGUAAAAACAGUACAAAAAGUCAACGAAGAAAGCAAACAAACGUAUUAAUUAAGUGCUGUCUGUGUAUGUGUCUCCGAAAGGUGAAUGAAAUUGAAGUGAUACGGUGAAGAUGAACUCAAUAUUCUUGCCGAGCUACUCACAACCGGUGUCGACACCGCAGACCAAAUCCGUACAGCUGGCACAUCAGCUUAUGGACAACGCCGCCAUGGCGGCACAAUUUAGUCGCCGCUUCGAACAACUAUUGCGCUCUGAGAAAUUCUAUGAUUGUGUUUUUCACAUUGCCGGCGCACAGUUAAAGUGUCACAAAUUGAUAUUGUCCACAGCGAGUCCAGUUUUCGAAGCCAUGUUUUAUGGACCGCUACGUGAACAAAAACAAGAAAUCGAAAUUUUGGAUAUUAGCGCCGAAACUUUUCAGAUGCUUUUAAAUUACAUAUACGCUGGCGUUAUAGAAUUUGAGGCGCUCACGCUAGAGGACGCCAUAGAACUAUAUUAUUGCGCUGAGAAAUAUUUAAUCAGCGAUUUGACCAAUAGUUGCCUGCUAGCGAUAGCGCGCAAGCUACGCUACAACAAUAUAUUACCAGCGCUGGAGCUUUGUGUCUGCAUGGAUUUGCGCGAUUUACUCGACGUUUGCAUGUCGUUCUUUACACGCUGCUGCAUCAACAAUCCACAAUACAUGACCUCACAUAAGAAUCACUAUGUGCAUGUAUCCAAGGAUUGCAUUAAGGCGAUCAUAGCGGCUAAUAAGAGUGAGAAGACCAACAAACAGUUGUUGUGGUUCGUUUAUGAGUGGUGUCAGCAGGAAUGUCAUGAAUUAGGUUUACAACAGGAGGAUUGUGCGUUAAUUAUAAAUGAUCUGCAAUUGCCGGUAAGCGGUGUUGAGUGUGCAGAUCAUGCGCUCAAGUCGUCACAACAGCAAAAACAACAAUGCUAUGCGAUUGAACGCAGCUAUUUCAAGGCAUGCCGUCCCUUUAUCGUCGAUCAGGACACACACGAAUGGACGUUGUAUGUAAAAUGCGAUCGAUUUAUUGCUUUGCGUGGUCUCGUUAUCUGUAGUCGCUUAACGCCAAAACUAUUACCGAUGGCGCAUCAUUAUACUUUUAACAUACCCAGCGAGUAUUGUGAAAAUUUACAAAUUGAGAUUAUAGCGCCUGCCAUAAAUGCUAACCAGCAGCAGCUAGAGCAGAGUAGCGGUAGUGAUGGUGAGAGUGAUGAAAGUGAUCAAGAGCCGAAUGCGGCGAAUGGCAGUGAGACUGUUCUAUGGCAGCACAAUGUUGCAAAACAGCUGACAAGAUACAAUUGUGAUAUGAAUAUUGAUUGGGGCGAUGGUUUGUUACUAACGCCUGACAUAGAAUAUAAAAUUCGACUGUUGUGGCGUACCGAUGCGCACGGCUCGGAAUAUCCUUGCAGUUUACAGUCGGAUUUCGUCGAUGGCAUAAGUUUUAGGGACGUGCCAACGCAAACAGGCAGUUUAGUGAAGGGCUUGCGUUUUACAAAUUUAGUUUAAGUAUGCUCAAGAACAUAUUUUAAUUUUAUUAUUUUAACACACGACUACUUAAUGUAUUUUAAAUCAUAAGAAAUUAAAUGAAAUAGUUGCAAAAUUCAAGUUUUUGAUUGACUGCCAUGAGUAGAUGGAACAUGAGUGGUUUUUUUUUUUUUUUUGAUUUUAACGAUAGGUCAAUAAACCAUACAAGUUCUGUAGACUGACUUCGUUUUUUCAAUAUCUCAUACAUUUGUAUAUUCUUUUGUAUCUACAUAUGUAUAUUCGGCGUUUGUUAACCUGUGAGAACAAACAUAUGUUUAUCCAUUUCUUUUUGGUUUAUUCAAAUUUGCCUCAUUAAACAGUAUUUAACCUCUUGUCUCCGCUAAAAACCUGUUAUAUGUAUGAUAGAGUGCGAGAUCGUUUUCCAUCAAUCAUGGAUAUGCAAAUUUUAUACAUAACUACAUAUGUACAUACAUAUAUGUAUAUAGCUAUGUGCCUACUUUCGCCGUAUUUAAAAAGCUGAUUUCUAACAUAAAAAUUUCCUAAUUUCUCCACUGAAUUUUUAAUUUUUAUCAGAAGUCAAUAUAUUUGCAUAUGUGUCUUUUAACUCUCAAUCAUGAGCCACUGGGGGCAUAUAAGUUAACAAAAGUUACAUAUGCACAUACUUAGCUCCAUUUAACUGGAUGUUUGUCUAAUUGUAGUACUAUCUAAUAAGUGAUGCUCUAUCGCAAAUUUGUGUUUUGGGCAUCGGACUUUACGUUACCCCUUGAAUAAUUAACUGUUAGAAUUAUAUAUGCUUGCGAAUAGCCACCGCGACGUAUACUUCAAAGGGUGUCACAAUUUUAAGGUUAGGUUAUACUUGAGGCAUCAAAAGCGCACUCGCUUGUAUAUACAUACAUAAGCAAAUAAUUCCAUAUACGCUACCCGUAGUACACGCCAAAUAAGAUAUUUUGUACUCGAAUUAACUACAAAUCAAAUUCUACGACUUCGUUCAUAGAUAAGUACAAUUUCUGAUUAUACGCCAACAUUAGUACAAAAAAAUAAAUGAAAACUUACCGCCUACACUUUAUAUAUGUACAUAUGUAAAUGGUUAAUAUUAAAAAAAAAAACAAUACAACGUUGCAAAUGAUAAACAAUCCAACAUAAAGAUGUAUAAACA
Molecule: messenger RNA, 2752 nt
Organism: Bactrocera oleae (olive fruit fly)
Lineage: Eukaryota; Metazoa; Arthropoda; Insecta; Diptera; Tephritidae
Biological process (GO): neurogenesis
Cellular component (GO): cytosol
Molecular function (GO): protein binding
Source: RefSeq, a predicted model, not a curated record